Pseudocercospora fijiensis CIRAD86 is the source of this 780-nucleotide messenger RNA. RefSeq lists its product as uncharacterized. The record is from RefSeq and is a predicted model, not a curated record. NCBI's taxonomy places the organism in Eukaryota, Fungi, Ascomycota, Dothideomycetes, Mycosphaerellales, Mycosphaerellaceae. The annotation marks the transcript as partial. The transcript has 3 exons.
AUGGGCUGGGUGCUGGGCGCGAGUCCAGAGGUGGAAGAGCGCUCAAGAUGGAAGGCGAUAGUAGCGACGAUGCUGGUCUUUACCAUUUUGAUGCUGCUUACCGUCUUUUUACGGGUUUGCGUGCGCAGGAGCACAAUACAUAAGGAAGAUUGGAUCACACUAGUGACGACGCUCUUCAGCGUGGUAUACGGCGCCACAGUCAUCAUUCAGACUAGGUACGGUCUGGGUUUGCCUGUAGCGCUGCAGCCAAGACAAUAUGCGCGAGCACACACAAUCACGAACUAUGCUGCAAAGCCAUUCUAUCUAUGGGCUUUGGCUGGUUUCAAGCUGGCUUUAUGCAUUAGCUAUCUGCGAAUGACCAAAGGCAGCACAGACCGGCGGUAUCGAGUCUUCAUCAUCGGCAUAGCAGUCUUCUGUGUGGCUAUGAACACAAUCUACGUGUUGCUCUCCAUGUUCAGUUGCAAUCCGCUUGCAAAGAUGUUCGACACAAGUAUCUCAGGCUCUUGUUUGUCAUUCGCGCCCAUCAACUAUGCUAUCAGCAUCACUGCCAUAGUUUGCGACGUGAUCAUUUUCUUGCUGCCCAUACCUUUGAUACAGAGACUGCAUCUAGACCGUGCUGUAAAGCUUGGGCUCACCAUCAUCUUUGCGCUUGGCCUACUUACUACAGUGCUUUCGAUCAUGCGAGCCACGCAGAUUGACCGUAUUGAGUAUGGCGAUGGCGAUACAUCCUACUUUGUGAUUCGCAGUGGGCUGGAGCUGAACAUUGGGGUAAGAUCAAAG